GCCAUUGUAGCGGAGGCUUUAGGCGCCGCGCACACACACAGACGCGGGAUACCGUGCGGUUACGCAAACUGAAAGUGGGGUGGCCGUGCGCGCAUGCGCGCGCACAGGUCGUGUUGCGUGUGCGUCCACGUUUGUUUGUGUGCGUGGCGCGCGUCUAUGUGUGCGGCGUACAGAUGAUACGGGUUUUGCAAUUGUACUCGAUCCGGAAUCGUGCCGUCUCGGUCCCCUGAUGCCGUUCGGCGGGCAGUAAACGUUGCUCGCGCGAGAUUCCACCGGACGUUCGACGGCGGCAGACGAGCCCGGGCGUGCGCCACCCGAACUCCGUCGAGACGGUGAGACGGCGAUUAUCGUGCCCAGUGUGCUCGCGCUCUCCCGGAAGGAGGCAAGUGCCCUCGCGGUCGUGAAUGCAGCUCCGUGCUAUCCCACGCAUAUGACGGACGUCGGCGGCCCUAACGCUUUCCUCGGGCGUCGGCAACAAGAACUGGCCAGAUGAAGAUAAUGACAGAUGAUGACACUACAGCGGACUCAAUGGACACCGAGGAAGAGAUGUUUGCUCCUCGCAGCCACAGCUUGGAAUCCAGCGUCAGGCGGCCCAAGAGCCUGCGCAAGCUGCGGUCGCACUCUCGCUCCAAUUCGCACUUGGCUAGAAGCAAUCUAAGCGUACGCCGCAGCACGCGCAAUAGAAUGCAGACUUAUGACAAUCUUAAUACAAGCUGGAUUCUAGGUACGCAAACGUUGAAAGGCUAUCCUAUGUUUCAACAACAUCCGUCCUCUUCGGACAAGGAGGUGGACGAUGUUCCUGGCAGAAAACGUGAUCUCCGAGACCGCAUGCCCUUGAGAUCUCGCGAAAAUCAUCCACCUAAUAAAACUCCGACGAGGCAUCUUAGAGACAGAACGGAGCACGAGCGACAGAACAGCAGGGAACUUCGAGCUAGGACCGAUCGCGAGCUGAAAGAGAGGACCGAACCGGAAAAGGAUGUCAACGAGCAGACGAGGCCGGCGAACGAGGAGAAGGACACCAGGACGAGAAAGUCUGACAGCCCGAGCAGGGGGGUCCCCUUUCGAGAGGGUCCCGUAACCAGAUUAUGCGGAAGUAUAAUAGGUGAGAAAACUGAGAAGCCUAAGGUGGAACAAGAGAAGGUGGACGACGAUAGCUCGCGCGCCAGCGAAAAGCCAGAUAAUAAUGAGAAUGUCAAUUCCGAGAACGAAAACGAAGACGUGAACGAAGAUGGAUUUGAGGAUAUGUAUUCGCGCGUUAAGAGGACUAGACGCACGGCUCAACGACAACUGCCAAGGGUGGAGGAUAGCGAUCUAAGCGAAUCUUCGGAUUCUCCCGGGCCUCCUAGGAAGUAUAGUUUACGUCAAAAAAAGCCUACUGUAGAUAGGUUUCAAGCUAACGUAGAGCCGGUCAGGCGUUCUAUUAGAGCCCUUAGAAGCGUUCUUAGUAAUUCAAUGAGAAGACGGAAGCAUAGGAGUAAGAGUACGAGUUCUGCCGACUCCAGUGACUCCGAGCCUCAACGCUAUGACAAGAAGAAAGGCAAAAAAGCGAGACAAUCGGCGAUACCACAAGGCGGUCCACCAGAUCGAAAAGCUGACAUAAAUCCUAUCACAUUAGACACUAACAUUAGAUUUAGCGACGUUGGAGGUCUAGAAACCCACAUUCACUGCCUUAAGGAGAUGGUUAUCUUUCCCAUGAUGUAUCCCGACGUUUUCGAGAGAUACGACGUUACUCCACCGAAGGGCGUCUUGUUCCACGGCCCGCCAGGGACCGGCAAGACACUAAUAGCUAGAGCACUGGCAAAUGAGUGCAGUCAAGGUAACAAGAAGAUGGCAUUCUUCAUGAGGAAAGGCGCGGAUUGUCUGUCGAAGUGGGUCGGGGAAUCGGAGCGGCAAUUGAGAUUGUUGUUCGAACAAGCUCAACAAAUGAAACCGUCCAUAAUAUUUUUUGACGAAAUAGAUGGUCUGGCACCUGUCAGAAGUACCAAGCAGGAUCAGAUACAUGCUAGUAUUGUGUCGACACUCUUAGCACUCAUGGAUGGGCUCAGUGACAGAGGACAGGUUAUAGUUAUCGGCGCGACAAAUAGAAUUGAUGCAAUUGAUCCAGCCCUGCGAAGACCCGGCCGUUUUGAUCGUGAACUCUUUUUUCCUUUACCGGCCAUGAAAGAGAGAUUGGAAAUUUUGAAAAUUCACGUUAGUAAGUGGAAAAAUCCACCGUCCGAUCAGUUACUGGAGAUACUGGCGGAGAAGGCGACUGGUUAUUGCGGCUCAGACUUGAGAGCCUUGUGCACUGAAGCAGUGCUGCAGGGACUAAGGAGAACUUACCCGCAGAUUUAUAUGACAAACGACAGAUUAUUGCUGGAUCCGGAUAGAGUCGAAGUGAAGAAACGUGACUUUAUGCAAGCGAGCUCUACGCUCGUCCCGUCAUCGCAUAGAGUAGCUCCAUGCGCAGGAAGAAAAUUGCAGCCUUUUAUGGAACCGCUAUUAGCACCUCCAUUGGAAGAAUUACUUAAUUUAAUAAGAGGAAUAUUUCCUCAAGGUGUAAUUCCAGCAAUGGCAAAAAUGAGGAAUGCCAAGGGCAUUCAUCGCCCAAGAUUAUUGAUCUCGGGUGGCAGUCUGUCUGAGGGUCAAGGACCUCAUUUAGCUCAAGCAUUGCUAUAUUGUAUGGAACAUCUGCCUGUUCAGAUUUUAGACGUUAGCACAUUGUUUGCAGAAAGUGCUCGAUCCCCUGAAGAAACUUGCGUGCAGGUAUUCAACGAAUCGGCUAGGAAUGUACCGUCCAUAAUUUACAUUCGAUCGAUCAAUCAAUGGUGGCCCCUCGUGCCGGAAACAGUAAAAGCAGUUUUCUUGUGCCGUAUCGCAGCACUGGAUCCUUCAUUGCCAAUAUUAAUUCUCGCAACGAGUGACGCAACGUAUCAAGAUCUCCCCGAUCAAUUAAAAAGCUUGUUCAGUGAAUUACGCGGAGAGGUGUACUCCAUGAAGACUCCUACCACCGAACAAAGAAUGAAAUUUUUCCGGCCCAUCUUUAUCAUUCAGAGUCUAAAACAGCCACAGAUCAAAAGCAACAAAGUAGAGGUUUUAGAAACACUGCCACUAGCGCCGAAUCCGUUGCCAAAGAAAUUGACGGAACAGGAGAAGAGGAUCAUGUACGAGAAGGACGAAGUAUCGUUGAGGGAGUUACGAAUUUUCCUGAGAGAAAUAUGCGCUAAACUAGCGAGAAAUCGACAAUUUUUCAUGUUUACGAAGCCGGUGGACACGGAAGAGGUACCGGAUUACAACCUGAUAAUAAAGCAGCCUAUGGAUCUGGAAACGAUGAUGACCAAGAUCGAUAUGAACUGCUACCUUUGCGCCCGCGAGUUUCUCGACGACAUUGAUCUCAUAUGCAAAAAUGCUCUAGAAUAUAACCCAGACAGCUUACGUGAUAGGCCCUCCCUCGGAAUAUUAAAGAGGGAUCCUGCGGAUAAAUUGAUAAGACAUCGAGCGUGUUCCUUACGUGAUAACGCUUACGCUUUAAUAAAAGCUGAGCUGGAUUCCGAUUUCGAAGACAAAUGUCGCGAAAUUUCGAAGAAUCGACGAAUUUUAGAGAACACUUGUGAUAACGGGGAAGAAAGCAAAAAUUCCAAGCUGGAAUCCACUUCCACGAAUGAGCGAGCGGAGAAGAAGGAGUCUGUAAAUUCUAGUCAUUCUCUCGUUGUGAACGGAAAGAAAUUCGGUAGUUCGAGGAAGCGUAAGAUACCCGCUUGGGCUCGCGGCUACGUCAAAAAAGUCCACAGGAAGCGAAAGAUCGCUUUCGAUGACAGCGUUACCGAAGCAGUCGCGAAUAAAACGUUAAACAAUGAAACUACCACUAGUAUCGACCUAGAAAAAUUCCAAGAAUUUGAAACCGAGGCAAAUAGCGUUUUAAAUGGGCAUAUGGGGUUGUACGACAAUACCGAUUCAGAAAACGAUUCGCAAAAUGAGAAUUCAAAGGGGAGCCAAAACUGCACGGAUCAACGAAUAGAUAAUCUUGAUCAAAUGGAAAUAUGCUUCAUAGAGGAAGAUAAGCCAGUAGCAAAUGGCGAUUCGAGUUCAUCCUCCCGACGCGAAAGCACUGACGAUUUGUCGUUCGCCAUCGAAAGCGAUACUAGCCGAGAUAAGAUUGAAGAAAACGAGAAAAUCGUAGUUGAUAAGAGCGAGCUCGAAAGUGCGUGGCAUUUUACCGUCGAAGUAACGAAGGACUUUCCUGUCGAGGUAUUGUGCGAUAUCUAUGUGCAACUAAGCAGAUGCGUUGGGAAAUAUGCUCAGAAAUACGAUAGAAAAUCACUGCCAAAGGACUUGCUCAAGGAAGUGGAAAAGUUUACAGAGUACAAGUCACAACGUCAGUAGAGUACAAUACACAGGUAUGACGGUGUAUGAGAGAAAAUGCAUGUUGCUAACAAGACAAACGUGCUACAUUAUGACGCCAUUGCGAUACCUUCAGUCACACGUCAGAAGGUCUUUUUUUGUAUAUUUAUACUGAACGCAAAACCGGAUAUUAUCAUUGUUGUAUCAAACGGAACUUUGGAAUGCUAUUUCUUAGUUGUUAUACUGCCAAUCUUUAGGUGAAUAACAGCAUGUAUCUGCAAAGCAAGCGCAUUUGUUGUGUAAGAUAACAGGCAAUUAAUUUUAGUCGAAUAUUGAGUUCCAGCAAUUGGAUUGGAUUUUUUGUAUAUACUCGAAAAAUGUUGUAAAUGUCCAAUCGAGUGAUUAUUUGAUAUUUGAAUACACAAAUACAUCGUGACUCUUAAUCAUAUAUGGGCUAACAUAAUAAAAAAGAACGAGUUAGACCGUCAUUUUUUAUUGCUGCCAUUUAUAUCUUUUUUUUUAAUAAAAUUUAUUUGAUCUAAAUUUAAUGAAAUGUGCAAAUUUCAUUAAUGAUUUGAAGAUAAUAGUAUUAUUUUUACCAUAACAUUCAAAAUCAUUUUUAAUUUUGAGAUUAAAUCACUUUUAUAUAUCAUAGCGAUAAAAGUGAUAAAAUGAAGUAAAACAAAUAAGUACUAAAUCGCUAACAUUCUUGCAUAAUAUUCCUUUAGGAUAAUCAAUCGUGGACUUUUAUUUGUGAACAGCUGUACGAAAGAUUUCAGGUUAGACACAUAGAAAAUCUAAUUAAAAACUUAUUGUCUGACAAUAUAUAAUACGUAUAACGCAAGAGAAUAUAAGUUUUUAAUUUAAUCUUCGGUAAUUUAAUGUAUACAUACAAACACGUGUACACAUUUUGCAUGAAAUAUUUCUCUUUCAAGUUUUUACAUUAUGUCGAUUAUACAUAAACUGUUAAUUGAAACGCUAGAAUUGGUACAUUGUGUACUUAACUUUCUUUUUGUUAGUUCAGGUAAUCUUUGUUACAUAAAGACGCUCAUCUUCAACUUUGAAUUUUAGUUAUUUUAAAUAUUUAUAAGCUCGACAUUUUAUUUCAUAGCUGUCAAAAAAUUAUUUCGUCUUGAAUUUGAAUACAAAUUUACACACACGCAGAGAAAGCCGAAGUACGAUAUUAUUUCCUCUAAGAUUGUGGUUUUCUCUUCGUGUAUCAAGAUAUACCUCGCGCUACAGAAUGUAUCAAUUCAAAUUAUUCCUAGUAUAAGAUCAUCAUACACUUGACGUAUAAAACCAAGUAGAUCAAAGCUUAUUGUCUGAAAAAACCUAUUUCAGGGGAUUUAGUUUUAAAACAUAAAGUCACGAAAAUUUUUAUGUUUAAAGAAAAAUGAUUGUAUAUUCACGUAACAUCGUUGUUUCAUCAAAAUUCUGCCACUCUUAUUUUAACCGAAUGAUUGUCCCAGCUGAAUGUGGUCUUUUUCUUGUGAUGAUAACUUUUGAUCUAUCUUAUAUUAAUGCAAUUCAGUUUAUACAAAAUAACUUAAGGUAUAUUCGAAAUGUGACUAGUAAUCUGCAAUUUAAAUAGACCAAAGUUGUAAAAAGU
This is a messenger RNA of Vollenhovia emeryi, 5929 nucleotides long. RefSeq names its product ATPase family AAA domain-containing protein 2-like. Gene Ontology annotation, molecular function: ATP binding; ATP hydrolysis activity; chromatin binding. The transcript has 16 exons. The record is from RefSeq and is a predicted model, not a curated record. Lineage: Eukaryota; Metazoa; Arthropoda; Insecta; Hymenoptera; Formicidae. Gene Ontology annotation, biological process: positive regulation of transcription by RNA polymerase II. Gene Ontology annotation, cellular component: nucleus. Bases 490 to 4362 code for a protein of 1290 amino acids.